UUUUUUUUUUUUUUUUUUUUUUUUUUUACAUUUUUAUCCCUUAGCGUGAAUUCCAGUUUCUGUUAGAGAGCAGUGUGACAGGGGAGCUGGUUACGCUGUUUGAUUUUUACGAUCGAAACUUUUUGAUUUCUUUACAUUCAUUGGGGUUUUUUUAUUUCAUUUUUUUAUAUAUAUUUUUGGACUGUGACAAACAAUAAGCCACCAUGCACAAACUAUACAUUGGGAAUCUAGGCGACAGCGUGACUGCCGAGGACUUGAUCAAAACCUUCGAGGAUCACAAGAUCCCAUACUCCGGACAGUUCCUAAUGAAAAACGGCUAUGCCUUUGUGGACUGUCCUGAUGAUCACUGGGCAAUGAAAGCAAUCGAGACUUUUUCGGGUAAAGUGGAACUUCAUGGGAAACGUAUUGAGGUCGAGCACUCUGUACCCAAGAAGCAGAGGACCAGAAAACUGCAGAUCAGAAACAUUCCACCUCACCUCCAGUGGGAGGUGCUGGAUGGUCUGUUGGCUCAAUGUGGAACCGUUGAAAACUGUGAACAAGUCAACACAGACAGUGAGACUGCAGUGGUUAACGUUACAUAUGCAUCCCGGGAACAUGCAAGGCAAGCCAUCCAGAAGCUGAACGGGUAUCAGUUGGAGAGCAACGCCCUGCGUGUCUCCUACAUCCCUGAUGAGACCUCUGACAUGGAGGGGGGCCAACGGGGAACUGAAAACGGCCGUCGUCCUGGUUACGGGCCCCGUGGCGGAAUCCGUGGGGGGUCCCCCAGCUCAGGAAUGCCUCCUAAGCCUCCACACGCUGACAUCCCCCUCAGACUGCUGGUCCCCACGCAGUAUGUGGGAGCCAUCAUCGGCAAGGAGGGAGCCACCAUUCGCAACAUCACCAAGCAGACGCAAAGCAAGAUCGACGUUCACCGCAAGGAGAAUGCGGGUGCUGCUGAGAAGCCAAUCAGCAUCCACUCCACUCCUGAGGGCUGCUCAGCUGCCUGCAGGAUGAUCCUGGAGAUCAUGCACCAGGAGGCCAAAGACACCAAGACAGCUGACGAGGUUCCUCUCAAGGUUCUGGCCCACAACAACUUUGUGGGCCGCCUCAUUGGGAAGGAGGGACGCAACCUGAAAAAAGUCGAGCAGGACACGGACACCAAGAUAACCAUCUCACCUCUGCAGGACCUGACCCUGUACAACCCAGAGAGAACCAUCACAGUCAAAGGCUCCAUCGAGGCCUGCUGUAAGGCUGAGGUCGAGAUUAUGAAGAAGGUCAGAGAGGCCUAUGAGAAUGACAUUGCAGCGAUGAAUCAACAAACUCACCUGAUCCCUGGACUUAACCUGGGGGCUCUGGGUCUCUUCCCCCCUUCAUCCAACAUGCCCCCCCCACCUCCUGGAAAUGCAGUUGGAGGAACCCCCUAUGGCUCCUUUGGGGCCCCAGAGCAGGAGACUGUUCAUGUAUACAUCCCAGCACAAGCAGUGGGAGCUAUUAUCGGCAAGAAGGGACAGCACAUCAAACAGCUGAGCCGCUUCGCUGGAGCCUCGAUUAAGAUCGCACCAGCUGAAACUCCAGACUCUAAGAUGAGGAUGGUGAUUGUGACCGGACCUCCAGAAGCUCAGUUCAAGGCUCAGGGCAGAAUCUACGGCAAACUGAAAGAGGAGAAUUUCUUUGGUCCUAAAGAGGAAGUGAAACUGGAAACUCACAUCAAGAUGGCUGCUGCUGCUGCAGGAAGGGUCAUCGGCAAAGGAGGAAAAACGGUGAAUGAGCUGCAGAACCUGACAGCAGCUGAGGUGGUGGUCCCUAGAGAGCAGACACCUGAUGAAAACGAUCAGGUCAUCGUCAAGAUUAAUGGACAUUUCUACGCCAGCCAGCUGGCUCAAAGGAAGAUCCGAGACAUCCUGACGCAGGUCAAAAUGUCCCAGAAAGGUGGGAUGGGUAUGGGCUCCGGGCCCCACCCUCAGGGCUUCACUGAGAUGGGGAGCCCCACACAGGGCCUGACUCAAGACCACCAGCCACGCAGGAAGUGAGGGUCUCCUCACAUUGCUGUGGGACUCCCCCGUCCCACACACCUGACGGACACGUGCAGACGGACAGACGAACGGAUACAGAAGAGUAAAACGCGGACCCAGCAAUAGACAGGGAGAGAUACUAAGAAGGGUGGAAGUACGCUUGAGAGCCACUGAGAAACAUCCUCAGUGAGAAAAAUCUAAAAUUAAUUCAAUCAAAAGAUGAAAUGAUUGGGACAAAAAGAAACUUGAAAACAAAGACCCAGUGCCAGGCCAGAAAAGAGACUGAAUGUGGAUGAGAGGAUGAAGAGGAGGAGGGAUGGAGAGGAUGAUUCAGGCGCUGUGGUGUGGCUGCACAAAGCUCCUGGCUCGCUGCAGUUCUCACACACUUUGGAUCGAUAGCUUUCAUUGACAGACAGAUGGUUCUCUCCAUGAAGUGAUGGAGAGCUGGUGUAGUUAAUGAAACCUGUGUGAGUCUCAGCUCCACGAGCCUGUGUGCAGCUGCUCCGACGCUUCAUUCCUCCACACACCUCUCCAAACAUCUGCAGUCAGUCUGAUAUUUUAAGGGCGUUUUUUAACAUAGAGAUAUAUGUAUAGAAAUGUUUUAUUCAGAGCUAUUAUGAUAAGAAUGCAGUGAGGCGGAGCUGGGAGAGGGAGUCUGGAAGCUGCUGCAGCGGGCGCAGGUGGGCCAGCUCUGGGGUCCUGAGGAGGGGGCCGUAGAUGCUAACACUGCUCUUUAAACAGCUAUCUAUAAAGCAGCCGGAGCUGAAUGAAAAUAAAAGAAAAUAUGAGGUUGUAAAUAUAUAAUCUUCAAGUUAUUGUUAAAAAUGCUGCGUCUGAACCACAUCUUUUAAGAAAAAAGGAGCGGUUGUCUUUGUUUCCCUCUCCCCUGUUUAAGAUGUAGCAUACCGUAGUCUACAGCAAGACGAAAGGGGAGGGGGUCUCCGGGCGCCCCCUGCUGGUGGGAAGGACGCAGCAAGAGACAGUAAGGAGGCGGCAGUCGGAGCUGGUCCUGCAGUUCUAAUGCAGCGGUCGGUUCACAGCCCCCAGUAGCCGUGCUCGCUGGCCGCCACCCGCAACGUCAACGGCAUAUUUUCUAUAUAUUAUAUAUAUAUGAUAUUUGAGUUAGCCCGGCCCCCGCUGAUUGGACUGUAGCUAGUGAGUCAGUUGUGAGGGUUUGCUACACCUGAAAGUCCUGCAAUGGCAGACAGACAAGGAGCGUCUGAGACCCUCUGCUCGUUGCUAGGCGACCGCUCUGAAGCAGCCUGGCUCUCCGGUCAGGGUCUCUGUUUCAGCUCUGACUGCACAGGAAGCAAUAAGUCAAGUCUUCCGCAGCUCCCCACCUGGACCUCGGUAGAGGAUGUCCGAGCUGAGCGGAAGCAGCUUCCUGGUUUCCUCUCCCUAACCUGCCACAGGCCUGUGGGCGGAGCCUCCACAUCCUGCCUGUGUAUGAUAAAGAGGGGCAGGAGUAUGGAUGCUUUUACCAAGAUUAGAACAGAUCAGAGAAGAAAAGAAACAGAAAAAACUACCUCAGGGUAAAAUUACCUCAGUAUUCCUAACUUUUUUUCGCUUGCUGGUGUUUUAUAUAAAUAGAAAAAAAGAACUAAUAGUCCUGAAUAUUUUUUAUUUUUUUAAGAAAAAAAGAUUUUUUUUUAAGUAUUGUCUUGUUGCUUUGGUUUUUUUUUUUUCUGCUUUUUUUUGUGAGGACGGAUAGAUCAGUGAAUUCAGGAUGACAAAGAGGCUGUUUUCUCUUUAAGCAGAGAGCUGGUACAGUACACAACGCUGAGCUAGUUUGCCUUUUUUCGGUGGGAAAACAUGCCGUCUGUGUACCUGAAGUGUGAUUGGAGCAGCCACUGCCUGAAGUGGAGAACUGGCCAAUGGGGAGCAGUGUUACCUCAAGGGGAGGGUCCUAACAGGCUCAAGGAUGACCAAACGCACCACUCUGUGGGUCUUUAGCUGACCGUUAUGAAUGGAUGUCCUCCUCCUGACAGACAGACAGACCCCUCCCUGACCAGUCCAGUCCCUGCCUCUAGUCUUUGUCAGUGUGCCUGCCUUGAACCCUCAAGGACCCUCCUCUGGUGCCUUAUUGACAUCAUCAGGAAGCGCUAAGCAGGAGCUGUGUUUUCUCCCUCAACAGUUUAAGAACUUGGUUUUACGAUCAGUUGUAUACUUGUGGUCCAGAUAGAGCCCGACUGUUCAUGCUUACACUGCAGGCGGCUUUGAUGUCUCUAAAUGUGAAUAUUUAUUACCUGUGCACUGACCAUGAUGCUCCCUGUUGGCUACAUGGGUGUGUAUGUGAAUGCAGGCAUGUGCAAGUUUGUGUUCAAAGUUAAAAAAUUUUUUUUAUUAUUAUUAUUUUGUUUGGUCAGGGAAUGUGGUUGGGUUCACAAGGAGCUGAAAAAAGUAGGACGAGAACCCACGGCCCUCCACCUGCAAAACCCAUCGAGGAUGGAGAGAAUUAAAAACUUUCUGAAAAAAUGGGAGCAAAAUGGCAGCCACACUGCUGCGAAAAAGCUUAAAACCUGUUCAGUGAUCGUUAUUCUUUUGUAUUUUUGGAGAAAAUUUCAGAAAAAAAAAACCCAACAAGGAAAGCAGUUGAGAACAGAAAGAUAAUGCUAGUCAUCAUAGGACACUGCCAAACUUAAAACUCCUUUCAAGUCCUCAGUGCUGAACGAAGCGGCCUGCCGGCCUGCCGGCCUGCGCUGGCUGCCCCGCAACCUGAGCAUCAAACAGGGAAAAGCCUUUUCUGUCAUGUCUAUGCUUCCAUUUUUGCCCAGAGGCCCGAACUUCACAGCUCGGCAUGGUUGUCCUGUGUCGUUUCCAAACCAUUGACAACCGCCAAGACGCAUUAGUUAGGAUUUAUUAUUCAGUCUGCCGGCUUUUUGAUUGGUUAGAUUUGACGUAUUUUGUUUGUAUUUUAGUUUAGACAAUACAGCAAGCUUUAUUUGGACUUAACAUCUAGGGACUUAGUGUUGCACUAAUUGAUGAAAUAUGCUGACGACGACAAAACUACCAAAACGACUGAGAACACCCAGCCCACAUAGCGAAAGAAAGAGAUAAAGUGCAACAGAGAGUAGAGAUGGAAUGAUCACCUUCAGUAUUUCUCUUCUCUUUUGUAUUCUUGGAAAGAAAAUAUUUGCUUUCCUUCAGUUUCUGAAUAAUGUUUAAUUUUGGAGCGGGCAGGAACGUCGGGGUCCCUUGCCCUAUCUUGCGCUGGUCUCCAUUGUGUUCGUUUUGCUCACUUCUGUUGAAGACCUGUUGAUUUUUCUAUUUAGUCCACUUAAAAAAAAAAAAGAAGUCAAUGUUUAAACUUUCUUUUGGUUGGAAAAUCUGAAAAUAAUUUAACUUCUACAUGAAUACAUACAUCUAUUAACGAAAUGGCUACUAAAAAUACUGAAGUACUAACAAGUAUCAGUACAGGAUGUUGACUGUGCCAAACCCACAGUAGAGGCUCAGUCCAAAGAUGCAAACUGAGAAUAUCUGCAAAUAAUCUGAACUGUUCCUGAAGGAAAGGUUAUGUCUAUGAAACAGCAGAGUCUCAUCUUGGAACGGAACUCCUCUUCGUUGUUUUAUUUUAUUUUUAUUUUAUUCUGUACAUUAGAGAAAACAGCUGUUAGGAUCAAACUGAAAGCCAGCACACGCUGUGCUGCCUGCAGCUCCUCUGUAGGUCAGAAUGUAGUGAGAAGGACUAUCUUCUAAUUUGCUCUCGGCCAUUUAAUACCUAGUUUUGGAUCAUUUCUGGGCUAACUCCAGACUGAUCUGUUGUUGUAUAAGAUUGACAGAGUUUAGUGUGAUGCCACCUUUAAAAAUACUUCAAUAUUAAUUUCAAAUGCUAACAUUAAAUAUGUACUAAAGUCUUUUCGAUACUGUUUGAAUCUUCAUUUUAGUUUAUUGUGCAUGUUUUGCCCCUUUCCAUUCUGAAGUACUUUGUAUUACUGCUGAUCAUUUCUGUAGCAUAAAGCUGGCCUUACAUGUUUAUAUUCUGUAAAAUAUCCAAUCUGCUGAUUUUAUGCAAGUCUAAUGGGAGAAAACAACAGAAGUCAUAUUUUCAUUUUUAUUGUUGUAGCAUAAUUUUUGGAGCCAUGUUUAUUUGGGGAAUUCUAAGUAGUCUUUGGCUGGAAUGGGAAUGAGUUCCCAGGAAUCCCUUACCAGAGAAAUUCCACUCUACAUGUUGGUGUUUAUCAGCAACUUUUUAAAGUCUCACCAACAGCUGAUGAAGAAAAUAGAAAAGCCUCUGUUGACACGUUGGAUUAGUUGCUGGAUGCAGUCAUGCAUUGUCAUGGAUCCAUAGAAUAUAGUGGACACUCUUCAGGGAGUGAUUCUGCACUAAGGAUAAUAAUGCUACUUAUUAUGGUGGAAAAAUUCAUCUUGUAACCACAACAGUGUAAUGACAGCACACUGAUAUAUUCAUUAGCUAAACAUUAGUGAUAUGAUCAGCAUUAAUAUAAAGUACACAGUAAAUUGGCAAAAACAAAAUGACAAAAGGAAAAAAAAUCAAAAAACAAAAACAAAUAAAAAUACCUUUUCUUGUUCCCUUUUUAAGUGUAGAACCUUGGAAAGUCAGACUUGGGAGCUUCUUGUUUGUUGUAGUGCGUUAAAGCUGCACUUUAAAGAGCAGCAUGAACGUCUGCCCCGACAGAACCCAGAGGAACUGACAAAACUCCAAUGUGGCGAAACGUCCCGACACCCGGCUCUGAGCUGGAACAUGACAAACACGGCGGAGGGACGCUGUUACCUGGAAAUAAUGAUACGUGAUCCUCUUAACACAUAACCAGCAAUGCUACCUCAAAAUAAAAAGAGAUCAAACACCUCUGGAAGAUUGUCCGUUUUCUGAAGGUUAAAAUGGACAGGAGUGAGUAUUCAGACAGCUGGACAUGCAAGCAGAAUGGAGGACACGAUAUUUUAUAGCACAAUUACAUUUGUCACUUGUUGAUUUCCAUUUUUCAGUUGUUAACAUUAUACUUCUCCAGGUAGAGUUAAAACUGAAAAGAUUAAAUUUAAAGGAGACGCGCACAGGAAAUCCAGAAUGCACACAUUUUGUGUAGUAGUGCGUGCCAGAGGCCAGGGGGCGCUGUGAGCGUCUGGAGAACCUAACUGGACUAACAUCAAGCAAUCACAGCAAAGAAUUGUCUGAUCCUGUUUGUGUUUCAUAGGCUGACUGCUGGAGGCUCAUUGAAAUCAAACAUUUAGCUAAAACUGGAUUAGAAAUGAGAACAGCUAAAGUUAGCCCGGUUUUCCUCCAGCCCCGCUCCACAUGUCCCCUCUCUGGGAUUCAUCUCCGGAAUGACACCGGAAACCAUGUAAUUAAUUUGUUAAUCUACCUCUUAGGAAAAAGAAAAUAGGUUGUGUUCUGUUGGGAAAAAGAAAAAAAAAAGAUUUCAAAAUAACACCCCUUAAAAAGAAAUGAAGACAGAAAUUUUUCGAAAGAAAUAUAGAUGAAUGAAUAACAUGGUAGUGGCGUCUCCAUAUACUGUAGUGGAUAGUCUAUUAAAGGAAAAGAAACCUAUACUUCUUCCAAAGAUAACUUUAUUUACAUUCUCUGUUUUUAGUUAAAUUGGAAGGAAAUAUAUGAUGGGAUAUCAAACGGACAAAAACAACCUAAUUCUCAUCGUCACCAACUCAAAAUGUAUUAGAUUUCUUUACUCAGUUCACAUCUAUUCCUUUUUAUUUCAAUGAACUGUCUUUGUAACUUGAAACUCUUCAUGUUUUGCCUCAUUUUUGGUUGACUCCUAUUUUUCUCUCCCUUUUCUGACAUCAGAUUGUAACUCUUAUGUUUGGGUGCAUUUAGCAUUUCCUUUCUCUCUGUGAAAAGUUUCAGCGCCCUGCAAGGACCUUUUACACAAACUAUGAUGUAUUCUCAUUUCUCGUGAUUCAUUUGAAACAAGCAAAAGGACCUGUUUUCUAAGCUGACUGUGUUGAUGCUGGUGAAAGGAGGGCGAUGCUGUCUCACUAUUGAUUUGUGUUGGAUUCAUCUACACUUAUCAACAUUAGAUUUGACCUUGAAAAGGAAAUUAAAGGAUUUGAAUCACUGCAGUCA
Molecule: messenger RNA, 8025 nt
Organism: Gambusia affinis (western mosquitofish)
Lineage: Eukaryota; Metazoa; Chordata; Actinopteri; Cyprinodontiformes; Poeciliidae
Gene: igf2bp1
Product: insulin-like growth factor 2 mRNA binding protein 1
Exons: 15
Coding region: 204-2009 (601 amino acids)
Biological process (GO): regulation of gene expression; nervous system development
Cellular component (GO): nucleus; cytosol; cytoplasm
Molecular function (GO): mRNA 3'-UTR binding
Source: RefSeq, a predicted model, not a curated record